Penaeus vannamei (Pacific white shrimp) is the source of this 1616-nucleotide messenger RNA. NCBI's taxonomy places the organism in Eukaryota, Metazoa, Arthropoda, Malacostraca, Decapoda, Penaeidae. The record is from RefSeq and is a predicted model, not a curated record.
GUUAUUUUUUUUUCGUGAUAAGAAAAAAAAAAGACUUUUUCUCAGAGACAGUGUUGUAAAAUGUGCUUCUGGUGAAUAUUAGUGACAACGUGUGUGAAAUAGUUAUAGGAAGUGAACAUUAUUCAUCUCGACUAUUAGAAAACGAGCAGUUAAGGGCGGUCGCUGCAUCGGUAUACGCUUUAAAAUAGAUCUUAUUACAACCAUGGGGUCUGUGAUGAGGCCAGCCUGGAUAGACAUUAAAAGGAUGGAUGUCAAAGCAGUAAGGGUCAUGGGUUCAGUGGCGUUGUGGAGGAUCUUCGCCCUUAUAAUUCUGUUAGCGAUGAUAAGCACUAUCUACAUCCAAUCUGGCGUCAGAGAUCUACGCCGAAAGGCCGACAUCCGGGCAUCCGAGCGACCCUCCAAGAGAAUCCUUAUUUGGAAUGUUUACUUCGACAAGCGGGCGGAGGAGUGGGAGAGGGUGUUCCAGAGGCUCCUCAACCGCGACUGCUCCGUCAGCGACUGCGACAUCGUCUACGACCACAGGUUCCUCGACACAGCUGAUGCCGUCCUUCUGAAGAGGGUGCAGGACGACGUGCUUCCUCACUACCACCCCGAGGGCCAGGUGUGGGUCUUCUUCUCCCUCGAGGCCCUGCAGCACUACGACUGGAGGAUCCCGGAUGAGGCUCGACGCAUCUACAACUGGACGAUGACGUACCAUUCCUUCUCCGACGUCGUUGUUCCCUAUGGGCGUGCCACCCCCCUCCCCCCGCACGCCCAAAACCUCUCCUUAUCCUCUGAUAAGAGGAACUAUUGGCAGGAGAAGAAAAAGGACGGGGUGAUGGUGGCGUGGAUGGUCAGCCAUUGCCACACCGCCUCCAACAGGGAGGGCUACGUCGCUCACCUACAGAGGUUCAUGGAAGUUGACAUAUAUGGGAAAUGUGGCCCCAUGAGUUGCGCAGACCGGUUCACGCUCAGCCGCCUCACGCCCAACCACGAGGAGUGUUUUCAGAUCAUGGGCUCGUACAUGUUCUAUCUAGCUUUCGAGAAUGCAAUCAGCACGGAUUACGUCACCGAAAAACUGUUCAAGACUCUACAACUCGACGUUAUUCCGGUGGUGUUCGGAGGCGCCGACUACGCCUCCAUAGCGCCUCCGAAUUCCUACAUUAACGCCUUGGACUUCCUGUCUCCGAUUGACCUGGCUGAGUACCUGAAGAAGGUCGCUAGCAAUGAGACUCUUUAUAACAGCUACUUUCGCUGGAAGGGGAAAUAUAUGAUCGACCUAGGUCACCCCGUCAGGCCGCUCGUGUGUGACCUUUGCGCCAAGCUUCACGGUGUGCCUGUGGUCAGCGCCCCGAAGCCCUGGAGGAGCAAGUGCGCCGCCAGGAACCAAGAAGGAGCUCAGGAUCUCGAAGGAACCUACAGUGACAUCGAAGGAACGUACAAAGCUGUUGACAAUCUGCGUGCCUGGGAUUCUCAGACCUACACCUUGAGAAAAGUUUAUCUCUGAUUAAAGCUAAAGCUGUUUUUUUGUCAUUUAUUUGUAUGUUGAUUUAUUUAUUUGGUUAUUUGUUUGUUUGUUUCAUUGUUUAUUUAUUUAUUUAUCUAUAGAUUUAUCUAUAUACGUAUCUACAUCUUGA